Drosophila kikkawai is the source of this 757-nucleotide messenger RNA. RefSeq names its product 60S ribosome subunit biogenesis protein NIP7 homolog. The record is from RefSeq and is a predicted model, not a curated record. NCBI's taxonomy places the organism in Eukaryota, Metazoa, Arthropoda, Insecta, Diptera, Drosophilidae. Gene Ontology annotation, biological process: ribosomal large subunit biogenesis; ribosome assembly. Gene Ontology annotation, molecular function: RNA binding. Gene Ontology annotation, cellular component: nucleolus; preribosome, large subunit precursor; nucleus.
ACCGUUUCUAGCCAGAUUUCGUGAGAUUUUUUAGGAAGAAAGCAAAACUUGCAUAUGGCAACGCUACUCUUAUUUCUCACGUGUAGCGGUUUGUUUUCCUCGUUUUCCUAAAUUUAAUUUAAAUACUUAAUUAUGAAACGCCUGAGUGACGAGCGUGCCAAGAUCCUGUUCGAGAAGCUUUCCAAAUACAUUGGCACAAAUGUGAAGCAAUUGAUUGAUCGGCCGGAUGGAACCUACUGCUUUCGGGAGCACAAGGAUCGUGUUUACUACGUCUCCGAGCGCAUCCUAAAGCUGAGCGAGUGUUUUGGCUACAAGCAGCUGGUGUGCGUGGGCACCUGCUUCGGCAAGUUCUCCAAGACGAACAAGCUGAAGUUCCAGAUCACUGCUCUCAAUUACCUGGCCCCCUACGCGCAGUACAAGGUGUGGGUGAAGUCCUCGUUCGAGCAGCAGUUCCUGUACGGUAACCACAUCCCCAAGACGGGCCUGGGCCGUAUCACGGAAAACGCCGGGCAGUACCAGGGCGUGGUGGUCUACUCGAUGAACGACCUGCCACUCGGAUUCGGCGUCCUGGCCCGCUCCACCACCGACUGCAAGACCGCCGAUCCCCUGACCACUGUCUGCUUCCACCAGUCGGACAUUGGCGAGUACAUUCGCACCGAGGAAACGCUGUUUUAGAACCGUAUAUGAUAAGUGCUAUAUUUUUACAUGUUUUUCUGAUCAUGUUUAGGUAAAUUAUAAGUCCAAAGUAAAAUUCAAA